Pseudo-nitzschia multistriata is the source of this 1818-nucleotide messenger RNA. Lineage: Eukaryota; Bacillariophyta; Bacillariophyceae; Bacillariales; Bacillariaceae. The record is from the annotation of a GenBank genome assembly.
AUCAAAAACGAGUGGGUAGAUAGAACAAACAUAAGUACCCAACUGUGCUUCGCUCCCCAGGCGAAGAGAUGUCCGAAAGAAUGUUAGAUGCGGGCUCGAAAGAAGCAUUUGCUCCCGUCGAAUUCGACGAGAAGACGAUCGAAGAUCAGUUCUCGGACGAGAUCGACAACGACGGCAAUUUGUUCGGAGAAACAGACGAUGCCGCUCUCGUCGUUCGUGUUCCCUACGACGCCAACGAUGGCGACGGGGGGCAUAACCACCCGGCAAGCGGGUCGAACAACACCCGCAAAUACCGCCCAGGUCGCUGGCGAUGGCGUUGCUGGGGACUGGUCCUUGUGGCGUUGUCGAUUGGGGUCCUGGUUUCGGCCGGUAUGCUUUGGCAGGGUAGCAGAAAGCAUCGCUUGGACGACGACAGCAUCCUCGACAGAAAAUCUCACGACCCUUCAGCAUCGAGCAUAAUCCAUAGUGCCGCAGAAAAUUCUAACUAUGGCCAAAAUGGUAUCGAUAUGGACGAGAGGAACAGUCACAGUUACACCAAUAAGCAUCCUUUGGAUCCCUGGUUGUUCUCGGGCGAAGGCAACCACGACACUCCAAACAACCACAACACUCCAAACAACCACGAUUCUCCGACCACCUACGAACGCGGGGUGGAAAGUCGCUUGGAACGGGAACGCCACUUUGCCAACCUGGCCGUCCAAUGGAGCGACGGGGUAGCUCUCUCCUGGAAACACUCGCCGGCCCGAAUGGCCCUCGAUUGGAUCCUCGACGACGAUCCUAUGCACCUACCGACUUACGGCGACCGCUUUGUUUUCCAGCAGCGAUACAUUGCGGCCGUGUUUUACUUUGCGACCAGGGGGCAACAACAAACCGCCCACGAGGAUCUCCACGACGACAGCAGCAGCAGCGGCGGCAGCGAAGACAGCGCACCGUUUCUGGCCAACACGGACGUUUGCCUCUGGGCCAACUCUAACGGAAAGUCGGGUAUCUUUUGUGACGACGAAGGAAACAUCGUGAAGCUUAAUUUUAGUGAGUGGAUAGUAUCGGGUGCCUGAUAUUCAGAAUUAAAGGCCAAACGGCCGUGUCAAAAGCUUGGAAGUACAGAGAGUGCGCUCACGACAUUUUUUCUAUUUUUGUGUUUUGCAACCCAAAGGAGAUUUUGGUCUCGCCGGAACCCUUCCCCGAGAACUCGGCUUUCUCAGCGGGCUGACCUCGAUUAACCUCGGUGAGUUUUUGCAAACGCUGCUUUUCGUUUCUUCUACGACGCAGUUCUGUGUACGUGCUUGAUUUCUUCCCUAUUGCUCACCGUAUGUUUCUGAUUCGCUCUACGAUUUAUAUAUGUAUGUAUUCCAAUCAUCGAACGUGUUUCGAUAGAGGGCAACGACAUAUCCGGGACGGUUCCCUCGCACUAUGGACUCCUGGUCAAUCUCGAACGCAUGGGACUUGGUACGUACGAUGGACGAUAGAUACUUUCAGAAAACGAGUCGUUCCCGAAUUCGUUCUUUUUUGUCAUCGAUUAUUCACCUCCUCCAUUGAUUUAUGUGCAACCUCUCCUAGAAUUCAACAAAAUUACGGGCACAAUUCCCGAGGAACUUUCGAAUCUCGGUGCUCUUAUGGAACUUGAUCUUGGUACGUUUUUUGCUUGGUUAUUUAUGGAAUAUGUUCAAUGGAGAAGAUGACUAAAUUUUAAAACUCGUUUCACGUUUUUCCUCACAAAAUUCUGUACCCGCAAUUCCACAACGUGAUGCAAACCACCAGACAAGAAUCACUUGACGGGGUCUUUGCCCGCGGACUUGUUGGGACUAAAAUACAUCGAAAGUA